This is a messenger RNA of Peromyscus maniculatus bairdii (prairie deer mouse), 4135 nucleotides long. NCBI's taxonomy places the organism in Eukaryota, Metazoa, Chordata, Mammalia, Rodentia, Cricetidae. The record is from RefSeq and is a predicted model, not a curated record.
AUGGCAGAAAGGCUAGACAGGAAGGCUUAUCCAAACUCCUCCCCAGGACUGCAGCAAGCCCUGCACCUUGAAUGCCAGGACUGGACAGCACCACCCAGGAAGACCUGCCUGCCCUGCCAGAGCCCAUGGGGCCUCAACGUCAGUCAUCUGAGGACAGCCUCUUCCAUAUCCGCUCUCUCUGUGGUAUUUUGGGGUGUCCUUCUGUGGGCUGACUCCCUUUCUCUGCCAGCAUGGGCAAGAGAGACCUUCACCCUUGGGGUGCUGGGUCCCUGGGACUGUGACCCCAUCUUUGCCCAGGCACUCCCCAGCAUGGCUACUCAGUUAGCUGUAGAUGGAGUCAACCAGGAUGCCUCACUGCUGCUGGGCUCACAGCUGGAUUUCAAGGUCCUCCCCACAGGCUGUGAUACCCCUCAUGCCCUGGCCACAUUCGUGGCCCACAGGAACACAGUGGCUGCUUUUGUGGGUCCUGUCAAUCCUGGAUACUGCCCAGCAGCAGCCCUGCUGGCCCAAGGCUGGGGCAAGUCCCUCUUCUCCUGGGCCUGUGAGGCUCCAGAGGGAGGAGGUGAGUUGGUGCCCACGUUGCCUUCUGCUGCCCAUGUGCUACUGUCUGUCAUGAGGCACUUUGGCUGGGCUCGCGUGGCCAUCGUGUCCUCUCACCAGGACAUCUGGGUAGCCACAGCUCAGCAGCUGACCACAGCUUUCAGGGCCCAUGGGCUGUCCAUUGGACUGGUGACCUCUUUGGGACCCGGAGAGAAGGAGGCCAUGGAGGUUUGCAAGCAGAUCCACAGUGUGCAUGAUCUGAAAAUUGUGGUGCUGUGCAUGCACUCGGCACUGCUGGGGGGUCUGGAGCAGAGCACUCUGCUGCGCUGUGCUUGGAAGGAGGGCCUGACAGACGGGAGCCUGGUCUUCCUGCCCUACGACACGCUGCUCUUUGCUCUGCCCUACCGCAACCGCUCCUACCCGGCCCUGGAUGACCAUGGGCCCUUUCAGGAGGCCUACGAUGCAGUACUCACUGUCAGCCUGGACUCUGGUCCUGAGAACCACACCUUCACUGCUACCAAGAUGAGUGGAGGGGCUACUUCCCACCUGGAGCCAGAGCAGGUGUCCCCACUCUUUGGAACUAUCUACGAUGCUGUCGUCCUGCUGGCCCAUGCCCUGAACCGCUCUGAGACCCAUGGAGCAGGGCUCUUGGGAGCUCGCUUAGGGGACCACACAAGAGCUCUUGAUGUGGCUGGCUUUAGCCAGAGGAUCCGGAUGGAUGGCAGAGGCAGAAGGCUAGCCCAAUAUGUCAUCCUGGACACAGAUGGUGAGGGAAGCCAGUUGGCUCCCACCCACAUUCUGGAUACAGGCACGUGGCAGGUGCAGCCCCUGGGAAAGGCUAUACACUUUCCUGGAGGGAACCCUCCAGCCCAUGACGCCAGCUGCUGGUUCAACCCCAACACACUCUGCAUAAGAGGUGUGCAGUCCCCGGGGGGCCUCCUGACUCUGACACUGGCCUGUGUCCUGGCACUGGUGGGUGGAAUCCUUGCUUAUCUCAUCAGGUUAGGCCUCCAGCAGCUGCAGCUGGUGCGGGGUCCCCAUCGGAUCCUGCUGACAGCGCAGGAUCUCACCUUUCUCCAGCGGACCCCCAGCCGGCGGAGGCUGCAUGUGGACGGUGGAACUGAGUCAAGAAUCGUGGUGGAAGGUGGAAGCCCAGGGUCGGUGAUCCAGGGGUCAGCAAGGAGCCUACCAGCCCUCCUGGAGCAUACCAAUGUCGCCCUUUACCAGGGAGACUGGGUGUGGCUGAAGAAGUUUGAAGCAGGCGUGGCUCCUGAGCUGCGGCCAAGCAGCCUCAGCUUCCUGAGGAAGAUGCGGGAGAUGCGGCAUGAGAACGUUACAACCUUCCUGGGCCUUUUGGUAGGCCCUGAGUUCAGUGCGAUGGUGCUGGAGCACUGUUCCCGCGGCAGCCUGGAGGACCUGCUGCGGAAUGAGGCCCUGAGGCUGGACUGGACCUUCAAGGCCUCCCUGCUGUCUGAUCUGAUAAGAGGUAUGCGGUAUCUGCACCAUCGGCAUUUCCCCCACGGGCGCCUCAAGUCCAGGAACUGUGUGGUGGACAGUCGUUUUGUGCUCAAGAUCACUGACCAUGGUUAUAAAGAGUUCCUGGAAUCUCAUUGUUCUUCCAGGCCGCAGCUAGCCCCAGAAGAGCUUCUGUGGACGGCCCCUGAGCUGCUGCGGGGCUCUGGGAAGGCCAGCUUCAAAGGUGAUGUCUUCAGCCUGGCCAUCAUCCUGCAGGAGGUACUCACCCGAGGCCCACCCUACUGCUCCUGGGGACUCUCAGCAGAAGAGAUCGUCCGGAAGGUGGCAUCGCCCCCUCCUCUGUGCCGGCCACUGGUGUCCCCUGACCAGGGCCCCCGUGAGUGCAUCCAGCUGAUGCAGCAGUGCUGGGAGGAAGCUCCGGAUGACCGGCCAAGCUUGGACCAGAUCCACACGCAGUUCAAAAGCAUCAACCAAGGCAAGAAGACAAGUGUUGCUGACUCCAUGCUGAGGAUGCUGGAGAAGUAUUCCCAGAACCUGGAGCGCUUGGUCCAGGAGCGGACUGAGGAGCUGGAACUGGAGAGGCGGAAGACAGAAAGGCUGCUCUCACAAAUGCUCCCUCCGUCUGUUGCCAAUGCUCUAAAGAUGGGGACAACUGUGGAGCCAGAGUACUUUGACCAGGUCACCAUCUAUUUCAGUGACAUCGUGGGCUUCACCACCAUCUCAGCCUUGAGCGAGCCCAUUGAGGUGGUGGGUUUCCUCAAUGACCUCUACACGCUGUUUGAUGCUGUUCUGGACAGCCAUGACGUGUAUAAGGACUGGGUACUGUCUCCCUGUGGCCCACAUGGCUGGGUCCAGAAUAUGCACCACCCCUUUGGUGUUGCCGUUGACUCCAGACAGCACGCUCCUCAGCUGGGGACACACAAAAGGUGGUGUGGUGGCUGGGGGAGGCUGAUGCCGGGACCUCUGUCGGGCCUCCUGGAGCUCCCUGGGCACAUUUGGAUUUCAGGGCCCUGCGUGGCAGGUGUUGUGGGUCUCACCAUGCCUAGGUACUGCCUCUUUGGGGACACUGUCAACACUGCCUCCCGGAUGGAAUCCACGGGGCUGCCAUACAGAAUCCACAUCAGCCGAAGCACCGUCCAGACCCUGCUCAGCCUCGAUGAAGGCUACAUGAUCGAUGUCAGAGGCCAGACUGAACUGAAGGGGAAGGGUUUGGAGGAGACCUACUGGCUGACAGGGAAGGUGGGAUUCUGUCGGCCCCUCCCUACACCUCUGUCAAUCAGACCUGGAGACCCAUGGCAGGACCGCAUAAACCAAGAAAUCCGGACCGGCUUUGCCAAAGCGCGCCAGGGUCUGGCUGAGCCCAGGAGGUCAGGGGAGGCUGAGCCAGGUCCCUGAUAGGAAGUUAGUGGGUGGACCCAAGGCAGCCAAGAUGCCCCCCACCACCACCCCCUACGAGGAAUGCCUAGUCAGCUCCCUGGUGAUCUGCCACCCAUGAGUGGCACGAGCUGCUGUCUUCCCUAGUGACUCCCAGGGUGUCCUUACGUCCUGCCAGGGACACAAUAAAAGUAGAAAUACUCCCUUCCGCCCCGCAGUUCUUUACUCUGAGUUGGACAAGGCAUUUUGAUGCAGAGAGAGCGCUGUUUCCAAGCCCCUGGCUCCUAUGGAGGACCCUGUCCCCACCACAUGGCUAAGGGGCAAGGCAGAGUAAGGAGGGCUGGGCACAGCUCUUCUGGGGGAAGUAAAAGCCAGGCAGGUGAGGGCUCCUCAGACGGGGACGGCGCCACGCCCCUCCCCCACCACGCCCCUCCCCCACCACAGCACACAGAACCUGUGUGUUAUCCUCUCUAAGAGCAUCGGAGGAUUCUCAGAGUGCUGAGAGUAUAUCCUUGGUCCCUCAGGAAGCUCCCAGCCCUGCCUACUCCCCUGCCUCAUCAGAACCAGCCCACAACUUCAGCAGCUGGGAGCACUGUGCUGAGAGUCCAGUGUGUGCUCCCAGAAUCUCAGGAUGGGGGGCAGGGGAGGGGCUGCAAAUUCCUCGGCUGUCAGGAAAAGGGGAGUUCUAUCAUUCAGAAGAAGAAAGAACAAAGCCCAACUCAUUAAACUACGGCACAUCAAAGAA